This is a messenger RNA of Fusarium odoratissimum NRRL 54006, 315 nucleotides long. RefSeq lists its product as uncharacterized. Lineage: Eukaryota; Fungi; Ascomycota; Sordariomycetes; Hypocreales; Nectriaceae. The transcript has a single exon. Bases 1 to 315 code for a protein of 104 amino acids. The record is from RefSeq and is a predicted model, not a curated record.
AUGAAUGCAGAUGAAGGCUCCCUCCAAGACUGUUUUGGUGAUGAUGACCUCGAAGAUCAACUUACCGAUAGCCAACUACGACCUGUUCGAAAGACACUCCCCUUCGUGCCCUUGACUGAAUGGGAUCCAGACCAACGAUACGACGACCAGCCUCCCUCUUAUGUACACUAUGCGCUUGAGUGGUUGAUGAACUUGAACAAUAGAAACGUCGCCAAGCAAACUGAGCAAGACAUCGUUCUAGCUCUAGGCGACUUCUGGGAUCAUACCCUCUGGCCGGAGCUGGAGAGAUUAGUAGAGAAAAUAAGAUCUACGUAG